This is a messenger RNA of Brettanomyces bruxellensis, 1710 nucleotides long. RefSeq lists its product as uncharacterized. Gene Ontology annotation, biological process: carbohydrate metabolic process. The transcript has a single exon. The coding region runs from base 1 to 1710 and encodes 569 amino acids. The record is from RefSeq and is a predicted model, not a curated record. Lineage: Eukaryota; Fungi; Ascomycota; Pichiomycetes; Pichiales; Pichiaceae.
AUGCCACAUACAAAGAUUCAUACAAAUAGGUCGCCUGUUUCCAGGCUUAUUGCUGCCAUAACAUUAUGGUUUCAGACCUCAUCACUAACAAGCCGUCUUUUCGUUGGUAUUGCAAUUCUCUUUUUAGCUGAUGCGCUUUUCCACAGUAUCUCAAGCUGGAGAGACACGGAAAUUUUAGGCCAACAGAAAAAAAGAGGAUGUCCGAAUUAUUUUGAAUAUUCCAAGAGUAUUCAUCCACCACUUUCGGAAGGAGACCAGCAGUUGUCAUAUAUGCGACCAGAGCCAGAUUGUCGUACUUUUCGUAGCAAAGCCGUGGAAAAUGUCAUCAAGGAUAUGAAGGAAAGACUGGCCGAUCCGGAUAUGGCAAGGCUCUUUGAAAAUGCCUUUCCCAACACAUUGGACACCACUAUAUGGUGGUAUACCCCACAGGAUAAGAGAACAGGAUAUCCAAGAACGUUUAUUGCCACAGGCGAUAUUGCAGCAGAGUGGCUCCGUGACUCGGCUAACCAAUUGAGUGUGUAUACUCCACUUAUUAGUUCUGACGAGCAUCUUAAGAGUCUCAUCAAGGGUGCUGUUAUCCAGCAGGCCAUGUAUAUGAGAAAUGAUGCUUACUGCAAUGCGUUCCAACCCCCAGCGGAGGCCAAAAUUAAAAAAGUGCCAUCAUCCAAGGAUACAGUUUCACCAAAACCAGACUGGAACCAAGUUUUCGAAUGUAAAUGGGAGGUUGAUUCUUUGGCAUCAUUUUUAGAUCUCACGAAUAAUUAUAUUAAAUACUCAGGUGACACCACAAUUCUAAGCGACCCUAUAUGGAGUGCCGCUUUCACAAACCUUGUUUACAUUCUUAAAACUCAGUCAAUUCCAACCAAAGAUGAGCAUGGUCGUGCGUUGGUUGCUCAAUACACUUUUCAGAGAGAUACAAUGUCAGGCACAGAAACCCUUUGCUUAGGUGGACGUGGAAAUCCUAUCAAAGGUGGCACUGGUCUUAUUCGUUCGGCAUUUAGGCCAUCGGAUGAUGCCUGCAUAUUCCAGUUCUUCAUUCCUGGAAAUGCCUAUAUGGCCGCCGAGCUCGAAAGAAUCGCCCAUUACUUUGAAAUUGCUCAUUUGAACGGACCAUCGACUACAGCUCGUUCGAUUGCCGAAGGUAUCCGAAAAGGUAUCAACGAUUAUGGUGUGGUGGAACACAAGAAGUAUGGCAAGGUCUUUGCAUAUGAGGUUGAUGGAUUUGGUGGAACAAAUAUUAUGGAUGAUGCCAACUUGCCAUCUCUCCUUUCCCUUCCUGAUUUGGGCUUCCUCUCAGUUGAAGAUCCAAUUUACCAGAAUACUAGAAAGAUGGUUCUUGAAAGUGAUGGUAAUCCUUAUUUUGUCAAUGGAAGAUACUAUGGUGGAAUUGGUGGGCCACAUGUUGGUCUUUCCUAUGGCUGGCCAAUGUCUAUGGUGGUGCAAAUAAGAACUUCAGAAGAUGAUGCGGAGAUUUUGAAAUUAUUGGAGAAGGUGGUCUCAACCACCAGAGGCUUAGGAUUGAUGCAUGAGGGUAUUGAAAUCAACUCACCUACACAUAAAUAUUCAAGGCAAUGGUUUAGUUGGGGAAAUAGUGAAUUCGCUAAGGCAAUUAUUGGUCUUGCUGAGCGGAAGCCACAUCUCAUCUUCAAGGACGAAUAUUCCCAAAUACCUUAUAGAGUUCAAGACCAACCAUGGUACAAGGGCAUUUAA